AUGGUUCGUUCUUGGCCUCGAAAUCCAUGCGUGAAUCUGAGUAAGAAGGUGAAAAAAAAAUGUCAUUCAUUGAUAUUAAAUAACGAUCAGUUGUUCAGAGUUAAAAAAUUAUUAUUGGAUUCAUUGAAAAAGGGUUUGAAAAAAGAAACUCACCCCGAAGCCAUCAUUAAAUGUUUUCCUACCUACGUUCAAGAUCUUCCAAAUGGAAAAGAAAAAGGAAAAUUUUUGGCGUUGGAUUUGGGAGGAACAAAUUUUAGAGUUUUAAUUAUUUACUUGGAAGAAAAUCAUUUCGAUAUGAAAUCGAAAAUAUAUCCAGUUCCCGAAGCUAUCAUGUUGGGUACCGGUACACAGCUUUUCGAUCACAUUGCCGAGUGUUUAGCCACAUUCACGAAAGAAAACAAUGUCAACACGGAAAGGUUACCACUGGGUUUCACCUUUAGUUUUCCCCUACGUCAAAAAGCUCUCACGACCGGGUUAUUAGAAAGAUGGACGAAAGGAUUCAAUUGUUCGGGUGUCAUCGGUGAGGAUGUUGUCAGAUUACUCAGGGAAGCUCUCCAGAGAAGACAUGACGUUCAAAUUGAUGUUUGUGCUAUCUUGAAUGAUACCACGGGUACGUUGAUGUCUUGCGCUUGGAAAAAUCAAAAUUGCAGAAUCGGUUUGAUUGUAGGUACCGGAAGUAAUGCUUGUUACGUGGAAAAAACCGAUGAAGUGGAAACGUUUAACGGAUGUAAUAAGAAACCGUAUGUGGUGGUCAAUACGGAAUGGGGUGCGUUCGGUGAUGAUGGAUGCCUGGAUUUCAUUCGUACUUCAUACGAUAUAGAUUUGGAUAAAAAUUCAAUUAAUCCCGGUAAACAAGUAUUCGAAAAAAUGAUAUCCGGUAUGUACAUAGGAGAACUCGUUCGUUUAAUAAUCGUACAUUUCAUAGAAUUGGGAUUGUUAUUCAAUGGCAACAGUUCUGAAAUUAUUGAAAAAAAAUGGCAUUUUUUAACUAAAUACGUUUCGGAAAUAGAAAGUGAGAAAAAAGGAGUUUUCGAUAAAUGUCAAAACGUAUUGAAGACUGUCGGUAUAGGAAGUGUCACGGAUGAAGAUUGUGCCAAUGUUCGUUAUAUUUGCCAGUGCGUAUCUAGGAGGGCUGCCCACAUAGUUUCGGCCGGAAUCGCGACUCUCAUUGAUAAAAUAGGGCAAAAUAACAUAACGGUUGCCGUUGACGGAUCCGUUUAUCGAUACCAUCCACACUUUCAUAAUUUAAUGAUGGCGAAAACAUCGGAACUUCUCGUAAAUCCGGCCAAGUUUGAUUUUAUGCUCUCGGAAGAUGGUAGUGGGAGGGGAGCCGCUUUGGUUGCUGCCGUUGCUUAUAGAGUAAGUAUUACUAUUUUACAUUAA
Molecule: messenger RNA, 1383 nt
Organism: Pediculus humanus corporis (human body louse)
Lineage: Eukaryota; Metazoa; Arthropoda; Insecta; Psocodea; Pediculidae
Product: Hexokinase type, putative
Exons: 9
Coding region: 1-1383 (460 amino acids)
Biological process (GO): glycolytic process; intracellular glucose homeostasis; glucose 6-phosphate metabolic process
Cellular component (GO): mitochondrion; cytosol
Molecular function (GO): D-glucose binding; mannokinase activity; ATP binding
Source: RefSeq, a predicted model, not a curated record